UGAAGGCGGAGCCAUACCUUGGGCCUGAGACUUAAAGGGCAAAGAAAGGGCGCCGGGCACUCACCUGGGGCCUGUCCCACUUCCUUUGGUUCUGAGUCCCAAGCCCUUGGAAGCGUUUGCCAGCGGAGGGAAAGGACAUUCCACCCUCCACGACCCCCACCCUGCGUCAGCCCUGCUGUGGGCCCCGCGGUGCGACUAUGCCCCUUUAAGAGCGCCGGGGGUGGGUAGGCCCGAGGUCGCGGCGUGCGCUCAGCCUGCGCCGCAUCCCCUCGCGGAGCUGCUCGGCCAUGGCGCUGCGGGUCGGCCUGACCCUGGCGCUGGGCGCGGGGCUGGGUGCGGCCGCCGAGCACUGGAGGCAGCGACGGGCAGACGCGCAGGCGACGCCGGGGCUGUUGGGGCGGCUGCCCGUGCUGCCCGUGGCUGCGGCGGCCGAGCUGCCUGCCGUGCCCGCUCUGCCCGGGGGACCAGCGGGCCGCGGGCCCGGCGAGCUGGCCAAGUACGGGCUGCCCGGCGUGGCGCAGCUCAAGACCCGAGAAUCGUACGUGCUUUGCUACGACCCGCGCACCCGCGGCGCGCUCUGGGUGGUCGAGCAGCUGCGGCCCGAGCGACUCCGCGGCGACGGCGACCGCCGCUCGUGCGACUUCCGCGAGGAUGACUCGGUGCAUGCAUAUCAUCGCGCUACCAAUGCCGACUACCGCGGCAGCGGCUUCGACCGCGGCCACCUGGCUGCUGCCGCCAACCAUCGAUGGAGCCAGAAGGCCAUGGACGACACCUUCUACCUGAGCAACGUCGCGCCCCAGGUGCCCCACCUCAACCAGAAUGCCUGGAACAACCUGGAGAAGUAUAGCCGCAGCUUGGCCCGCACCUACCAAAACGUCUAUGUCUGCACAGGGCCGCUCUUCCUGCCCAGGACGGAGGCUGAUGGGAAGUCCUAUGUAAAGUACCAGGUAAUUGGCAAGAAUCACGUGGCAGUGCCCACACACUUCUUCAAGGUGCUGAUCCUGGAGUCAGCCGGUGGACAAAUUGAGCUCCACUCCUACGUGAUGCCGAACGCACCCGUGGAUGAGGCCAUUCCCCUGGAGCGCUUCCUGGUACCCAUUGAGAGCAUUGAGCGGGCCUCAGGGCUGCUCUUUGUGCCAAACAUCCUGGCACGAGCAGGAAACCUUAAGGCCAUUACCGCUGGUAGCAAGUGAGGGCAGCAGCUUAGAGACUGGGGGCCUAGGCCUAGGGCCUGGAUUGCAUUAAAGAAGGUUAUUUUUGGAGAGAA
Marmota monax (woodchuck) is the source of this 1267-nucleotide messenger RNA. RefSeq names its product endonuclease G (gene Endog). The record is from RefSeq and is a predicted model, not a curated record. The coding region runs from base 288 to 1193 and encodes 301 amino acids. Lineage: Eukaryota; Metazoa; Chordata; Mammalia; Rodentia; Sciuridae. Gene Ontology annotation, biological process: apoptotic DNA fragmentation. Gene Ontology annotation, cellular component: mitochondrial inner membrane; nucleus. The transcript is spliced from 3 exons. Gene Ontology annotation, molecular function: RNA endonuclease activity; nucleic acid binding; single-stranded DNA endonuclease activity.